Candidula unifasciata is the source of this 594-nucleotide messenger RNA. NCBI's taxonomy places the organism in Eukaryota, Metazoa, Mollusca, Gastropoda, Stylommatophora, Geomitridae. The record is from the annotation of a GenBank genome assembly.
GAACAUGGGAACAAGGAUGAUGUGUUUAACGUUGAGCUGCUUCAGGCCGAGGGCAAGAUCCAUCCAGACCAACUUCAACAACAUCGCAAGUCUUUCCUGACUUCCAGUGCUGGGUACGGGGCCAUACACAGCCUGGAUGGACAUGAAGAUGUUGAAAUCAAACAAGGAAGGAGAUUGGAGAAAGAGUCAAAGAAGGUGGCAGACAGAGACAAAAUAAUGAGAGCGGCCAACAAGGUAUCUGGGUUUCCCAAGCAGAGGGCAUCGAAACCACACAAGAAGAAGGACGAGGUUCCAAGCAAUGUCUCAGAACUGAUCAUCUACUCCUCUGAGCUGGAGAACCAGGUGCAGUUUGAAGGAUUCCGGGAUUGGCUGCACACGUUCCAGCUGUACAGGGGCAAGAAUACAGGCAACCAUGAGACGGAUGAGAACAGGGUCGUUGGCAAGUUCAAGGGCUCCAUGAAGAUUUACCAGAUCCCGCUACCAUCAGACAUUGAAGAUUGCGUCAUCACUGGAGGGGAGGCAGCUUAUGGACUCUUCCAAGGUCUACCCAGUAAUGAACCAGUCAAGGUUUUGGUUCGAGUGUACAUUGUUAAG